Molecule: messenger RNA, 1420 nt
Organism: Etheostoma cragini (Arkansas darter)
Lineage: Eukaryota; Metazoa; Chordata; Actinopteri; Perciformes; Percidae
Product: apolipoprotein L3-like
Exons: 9
Coding region: 203-1348 (381 amino acids)
Biological process (GO): lipoprotein metabolic process; lipid transport
Cellular component (GO): extracellular region; membrane
Molecular function (GO): lipid binding
Source: RefSeq, a predicted model, not a curated record
UUUCAUUCCAUCAACAACAGAACCAUAACAGGUGUGUAAUGCACAAGAAUGCAGAUGCUUGAAUGGCAAUGUCAAUCAUCUUCAUGUAAAACCUGCUCAGAUUUUGGGAUCGGCGUUCAGAAUUCGAUGGUGAGAAGGAAAGUAAGAGCAGCAAAGGAGAGUGAUUUUGAAACGACUCAAUUACAGCAGGGGAAGUUGCACAAUGUCAAAGCCAAUCCCACCAGUGCCGUUGCCAAGGAAAAAGAAUUUCCCCUCAGACAGCACUGAGGACGACAAUCCGUUAAAACAUACUUCCACUCCUCGGUCUCCCACAAAAUCUCCACAGGGAGGGUCGGUCGGCUCAACUCCUCCACCAGUGUUGCCAAAGAAGUGGAGCGUUAGACAGAGUUCUGGAGGAUUUGAUUCUGGAAAUGGAACUUUGGAAAUAAUAAAGGUGGUGGCCAAGCCCCCAGUUGACAACUGUCUGCCACAAGCUCCUCCUCUGCCUCGAAAAACCCCAAAAGAACAGCCUCAUGAUGGACACAGAAUGGAUGACAUCUCUUUUUCCAACUGGAAAAAAGGACUGAAAGAUUGGAAUACUCUGUGCACAGACUUCAAACUCAGAGGAGAGAAUGAAAGAACGAUCAUCAAAGUUGAAGCUGAACAGCUCUACAUCACUAUACAGCGUUACCUCUUACUGAUGUCUAAAUAUGGUGAAAACCUCAAGUGUCACACUGUGGAGCUGCUCUGCAUUGCUGACAACUUGGACAAGGUUUCAAAGGGGACAAAGAUUGCUGGCAUCACAGGAGGAGCUACAACUGCAGCAGGUGGUGUUGCAGCAGCGGCCGGGGUGAUUCUGGCCCCAGUAACGAUGGGAUUAUCACUGGCACUGACUGCCGUUGGGGUGGGUGUGGCUGCAGCCGGCGGCGUCACUGGUGCAUCAGCCGCCAUCGCUAACAAGGCGAACGUCAGUCAGGGCAAGAAGAAACUCGAGAAGACCUUCCAGGAGUACCAAGGCCUCAUGGGGAAUUUUCAGGAAUGCUUGAAGUUCAUCAACGAGGGCUUAGAGCAGCUAAAGCAGCAUGAUCUGUCUGUUCUGAUUGAAGCCAGGAGGGAUUCGGAGAGAGUAGCACAGAUGAUACAGCUGGCCUCUACAGGACGAGCCAGUGCAAGGGCAAUAGAGGCUUACAGUAAAGCGUCUGGGUUGAUGGAAGGCUUCGCCCUCGCCAUCAAUCUCGAAGGAAAGAAUGGUCAGAAGCAGAAGAGGGACUUCAAGUCUGCGCUUGGUAAGAAAAUCCGCAAGUUAGCAGAGGAGCUCAACAAGGGCUUGGAUGAGCUCAAGGACUUGUUCAGUGAGCAUUGUUCAUAGGAGUGAAAGGUUUUUAAAUUGUUGACCUUCUCCUACCUGAUAUCAUCUUCAUACAUUCAUAUUUGCCUAUUU